AUGCGCCGUAUUGGCUUUUUCAAACUCUCGCUCAUUGUACUAGCUAUUUAUCUCUUUCUUUGUUUACCAUCGGAUGCUGGACUUCUGUUUCUGUCUGGUGGCGAUAAGGCUCCAAAGUUCAAGUUCGAGCAUCAUUUUCAAGAAAAUAUUGAUAAGCUUAUUGCAGGAAGCCUUGAAUCCAGCAUUGUCUGGGAUCGCUUGGCCGAAAUGACCGACACUUUUGGCAAUCGCCUUGUUGGAUCCGAUGCCUUGGAGAAGUCUAUUGACUGGAUCAUUGGAAAAGUCAAGGGGGAUGGUCUGUCGGUAACAACCGAGGAGGUUGUGGUUGACUACUGGGAACGCAAUGAGGAGUCGCUCUAUUUCCUUUCUCCAACCCGCGGACGCGUCAAGUUGCAUAUGCUUGGACUCGGACGUAGUCCCGCGACUCCUGUGGAUAAAGAUGGUAUCAAUCAUGGUAUCACAGCUGAAAUUAUUGUUGUAACUUCUAAAGAAGAGUUGGAACAAUUGGGUGCUGCUGGUGAACUUAAGGGUAGGGUUGUCUUGUACAACAAGCCUUUCGAAGCUUACUCCACCGAUGUGAUCUAUAGGUCCAUGGGAGCCACGUGGGCCCAAGAACAUGGUGCUGUUGCAGUAUUGGUGCGCUCGGUCGCCCCAUUGUCAUUGCAGACAGCUCAUACAGGCAACGCGUAUCCGGCCUCGAUUCCCGCGGCAUCCAUUUCGAUUGAGGAUGCACAACUGCUAGCACGCGUCCUGAAUAGACAUCAGCAGGAUCCUAAGCAGUUUCCAGAUUGGCCCAAAGUCCAUUUAACCAUGAAUGCUCAAACGACCCUCAAUUCCAAAAAAUCCCGUAACAUUGUUGUGGAGCUCAAAGGUCGUGAGUUGCCCGAGGAGGUUGUUGUCGUUGGUGGCCAUAUUGAUAGCUGGGAUGUUGGUAGUGGUGCAAUUGAUGACGGAGCCGGUUGUUUCAUUGCUUGGGAGACUGUGCGUCAGUUGAGCAGAUUGGACAAACCGCCCCGUCGUACUGUCCGGGCAGUCUUCUGGACCUCAGAAGAAAAUGGAGCGGCUGGUGGACGUGUCUAUGCUGCGAACCACCCAGAGACAAAUACAACCCGUCAUGUCUUUGCAUUUGAGUCUGACUAUGGUGUGUUUGACCCAUAUGGAAUCAAUUUCACCCCGGGUCGUCGUGCUCAAGAGGGACCUCACAGAUUCAACUCGUAUGAAUAUCUGACUGCUGCGGGAGAACAUUUCCUUGGCUCGCGUAAGGAUCUGGGAUAUUACGGUGCCGGGUCUUUUGUACUUCCUAAUGGAAUUGGUGCAGAUAUUGCACCAUUGUGCAAACAAGGUGUUGCAUGUGCGCAAUUCCGCCCUGCGGAUCCUUUUCCUCUGCCUUAUUCCACUUCUCCUUAUUAUAUCAAAAAGAAUGACGUCAAGAGUGAAAGUAGAGAACUUGGUCAUCGUCGUCACCACCAUGAUGGUGAGGAUGCACAGGACCCACCUCGUCGCCCCGUCGAUAGCGGAUACUUUUAUUAUCAUCAUACAGAGGCUGACACCAUGGGUGCUUUCACUCCAGAUCAAGUCAAGAAUUCAGCGGCCGUCAUGGCUGUCUGGACUUUUAUCGCAGCUGAAAGCCGUGUCGAGUUUUAG
Molecule: messenger RNA, 1644 nt
Organism: Lobosporangium transversale
Lineage: Eukaryota; Fungi; Mortierellomycota; Mortierellomycetes; Mortierellales; Mortierellaceae
Exons: 3
Coding region: 1-1644 (547 amino acids)
Biological process (GO): proteolysis; peptide catabolic process
Molecular function (GO): metallodipeptidase activity
Source: RefSeq, a predicted model, not a curated record